Alosa sapidissima (American shad) is the source of this 1235-nucleotide messenger RNA. It is a transcript of the gene alyref, whose product is annotated as Aly/REF export factor. The transcript is spliced from 6 exons. Gene Ontology annotation, molecular function: mRNA binding. Gene Ontology annotation, cellular component: nucleus. Lineage: Eukaryota; Metazoa; Chordata; Actinopteri; Clupeiformes; Clupeidae. Gene Ontology annotation, biological process: mRNA export from nucleus. The record is from RefSeq and is a predicted model, not a curated record. Bases 111 to 914 code for a protein of 267 amino acids.
ACCUCCAUCUUUACUAUUCAUUGCGAGGUCAAGCAUCGCGUGCGUGGACUUCGCUACCCGUUGUUUUAUUUUCCUUUAACGGAAGGGGUUAGGGUCAGAUAAGUCUCACAAUGGCAGAUAAGAUGGAUAUGUCUUUAGAUGAUAUCAUCAAACAGAAUAAGAGUCAGCGAGGGGGUGGCGGUCGCGGUGGAAGAGGUGGCCGCGGCCGGGGAGGUGCAGGCGGGGGUCGCGGUGGUGGCGUCGGGCGACUUGGAGGCUCCGGUGGCUUUGGAGGCCGAGGCGGUGGAUCAGGCCCCAUGAGGAGUCGACAGAACCUGAGCCGCGGUAGAGGCAGACCGACACCGUACAGCAGGCCCAAGCAGCUCCCCGACAAGUGGCAGCACGACAUGUUCGACAACGGCUUCAGCACCAUGGGCGGCGGCGGCGGAGGAGGCGUGGAAACCGGCGGCAAGCUGCUCGUGUCCAACCUCGAUUUCGGAGUGUCGGACGCAGACAUCCAGGAGCUGUUUGCGGAGUUCGGCACCCUGAAGAAAGCGGCGGUUCACUACGACCGGUCCGGCCGGAGCCUCGGCACAGCUGACGUCCACUUUGAGAGGAGAGCAGACGCCCUCAAAGCCAUGAAGCAGUACAACGGCGUCCCCCUCGACGGACGGCCAAUGAAUAUUCAGCUAGUCACAUCACAGAUCGACACACAGAGGCGACCUAUGCAGGGUCUGAACCGCGGCGGUGGCGGCAUGAACAGAAGAGUCGGCGGCUUCGGCGGCAUCCAGAGAGGUCGUGGUGGCCGAGGGGGAGGCGGAGCCAGGGGCCGGGGCAGAGGCGGCGGCAGAGGAGGCCAGAGCAAACAGCAGCUCUCCGCAGAGGAGCUGGACGCCCAGCUAGACGCCUACAACGCCAGGAUGGAUACCACCUAAAUGCCCAAAGUGCCCCUACCCUCACCGCUGACUGUCCAAUCACGCGAGGGCCGUGGUCGUUGUGGAGACAGCAGUGGACAGUUUCGGAAGAGUUUUACACCUGAUGUGUUUCAGAUGUGAUUUAAACUUGUGUAUCGUUCUUUCUCCUUUUAAAAUGCUCCAGAAUGUUUUUUACCUCUUGUUUUUUUUUUUUUUUUUUCAUUUUUCAAAAAAAAGAUAGUGGACUUGGCUGUAGGAUUUUAACGGGGGUUCUCCUUGUUGUAUUGGUUUCUCCCACCCCCUUGUAGAUCAUUGAAAUAAACCUACAGUUGCUUAUAACCA